Penicillium concentricum is the source of this 849-nucleotide messenger RNA. RefSeq lists its product as uncharacterized. Lineage: Eukaryota; Fungi; Ascomycota; Eurotiomycetes; Eurotiales; Aspergillaceae. The transcript has a single exon. Gene Ontology annotation, molecular function: protein binding. Bases 1 to 849 code for a protein of 282 amino acids. The record is from RefSeq and is a predicted model, not a curated record.
AUGCCCGAUACCGACGCUCAGACGCGGGCCCUCGGGACCCCAGAGAUCGUGGCCUCAAUCCUGCACCAGAUGGACAUGCGAACGCUGAUCACCGCCCAAGGAAUUAGCCGCACGUGGAAAGAUCUGAUCUGCACCACGCAGUCACUACAGGAGACUCUAUUUCUCCGACCAAUCAGCCAUGAUCUCGACCUCAGCACUCGAGUCGAGAACCCGCUACUGGCAGAAGCUUUCCCAUCGAUUUUCGAUAAUGAAGAAGGCGAUAUUUGUCUGACCGAUCUUACCUGGGAGAAAAACCCAGCUGUUCGAGAGAUGUUCAUCCGACCAGAAGCCAGCUGGCGCCGCAUGCUCACGCACCAACCGCCUCUCUAUCGAGUUGGGACAUUCAAAUCCCGGUGUUCACCCUUUGGCUGGAGUUGGAGUAAGAAAAAGGCAAGUGUUCCAGAAGGUGGGCUCCGAAUGGCGCCGCUUUUUGAAUUCCUGAUUGAUCGUAGCUGGCAGGCCUGGGCUUACGGUGAGUCGAUCGUUGCUUCUUUCCCGGCUUCUUUGCCUGGUGGACUCCUCAGGUCGAAUAGUUCCAAGAGUUGGAAUGAAGAGGAGCGAGAUUGGAAGGAAAUGGACGGGCAGUUUGAUCUUGUGUUAGAGAUCAGCUCGAGUACGACUUGUACGAGUGAGGAGGAUUAUGAGGAUGGUAUGAAGGAGAUGGAGGAGGCUAGGGAGAAGGGUGUUGUGUUUCCGGAUACCGAUUUAACUGUUUGGAAAAGAAUUUGUGAAUGUUAUCAGGAGUUAGGGUUGAAGAUGGAUGGGUUUAAGCUGGAGAAGUUUGACGAGGCAAGAGGGAUGUGGGACUAG